Molecule: messenger RNA, 1330 nt
Organism: Lactuca saligna
Lineage: Eukaryota; Viridiplantae; Streptophyta; Magnoliopsida; Asterales; Asteraceae
Source: the annotation of a GenBank genome assembly
CUUCACAGCCUCUGUCAGCUUCCUCUGACCAUGCAGCCUUCGACUACCCUUCCUCUCGAUUGAUCAUGUAUUGUUACAGAUGUGGGAUGUAUCCUAUCAUCGAGAGCUCCACCACUGCCCCCGUCAUCGUCAACGGUGUUACACCAAAGUAGAUCAGCAUGCAAAUGUUAAAAAAACAAACACGUUUCUUAUUACAGUCUGCAGCCGUUUGGUCCACCUCUUCUACUGCAGAGGGUUUCAGAGUCUGAGCGAGGAGUUACGAAUCCCCAGGAAGAGUUGGACUCGUAAUCAAAAACCUGGAAACGAAGGUCUGAUCCUCAACAAUGGCGCUUCUGGUAGAAGUCCGGUUUGUAUUGAACCUAAUUCUAAAAAAUUGGCGUCAUCUCCGGUGGUGCCCGACAGAAAAGUUCCGGUUCUGUAUUACCUAUCUCGGAAUGGUCAGCUUGAACAUCCUCAUCUCAUCGAUGUCCCUCUCUCUUCAUCUCAUGGUCUCUAUCUAAGAGAUGUUAUGAACACCUUGAAUUGUCACAGAGGAAAAGGAAUAGCGAACAUUUAUUCAUGGUCUUUCAAAAGGAGCUACAAAAGCGGAUACGUAUGGCACGACGCGUCCGAAAACGAUUUGAUCCAACCAACCAACGGCCAUGAUUACGUCCUCAAAGGUUCAGAGCUUCUCCAAACACUGACGUGUCAAAAUCAGGCGGAGACGUACCAUUCCGGCGACAAUUUUGGCUCUACGACGGCACCGGCGGUCGUCAGAAGGAAUCAAUCAUGGAGCUCGUUCGACAAUCCGCAGGAAUGUUUAGUCGUGAAAUGUGAAUCGAAUAGAGAGCUCGCGGCGAAGUUCGCUCCUGAUGCGGCGACGCAGACGGAGGAGCAGGGGCGUCAGGAACAUGUGGCUGUAGAGCUAAGUACCGACGAGAUACCGUCACCGCCGCCUUCGAAUUCGAGCUCGGAGGUUUCAGAGGCGGUGAAUGGAUCGAGAUACGUUGAUCAAUCGGAGAAGGUGAUAGAGACGACGGAGGAUCGGCAUGGUGGGAGUGGUAGGAUGAAAGUUUCACAGGUUUUGAUGCAGCUGUUUACUUGUGGAGCUGACUCAUCUAGACAUGUCAGGCCUGUGGAAGGAAAACAGGAUCAAGCGUGUCAGACAGACAAGCAGGUCGCGUGUAUGAUAAAAGCUUUAAAAAAUGAAUCAUAAAUGUAAGACGAUGGUGUAACCAGUUUUCACUUUUGUGAACAUUCGUGUUUGAAAUUUAUUAAAAGCACAUUUGAAUUUUGUAAAUUUUUUGGAAAAUGAUUUGGAACUUUUCAUAAGUUCUAAGUUCAUAUCUAG